GUACAAGACGCUGCACUGAGAGGAGCUGCUGCGGACAUGUGCCUGGCACAGGAAGACACGCUCUACCAAGACCCAUCCUAAUUAAAUGCGAGACAAAGGCGGACGCCAUGCAGAAAGCUCAUUAGCCUCCGCGUGUUGGAUACAUGAUCCAGACGGAGUCCUGAAACCUGGGAAGAAGCCAGCUCCCCGUCUGUCAGAUGCCGGGAGAGCUGAGGGUAUAACGGAUACGCGAUGACCUCUCCGCGCUCCGCCCGUCUGCAGCUGGAUGAGAACUUGCAGCUGAUGCAGGCCGGCUCCGUGAUGAGGAAAGUGAAAUCACGAAACUGGAAGAAACAAAGAUACUUCAAACUGCAGGAGGACUGUAUGACCAUCUGGUACAAGUCCAAGAAGACGGGCAACACCAAGUCCACCUUUUCCAUCAGCGACAUUGAGACCGUGCGGGAGGGACAUCAGUCCGAGAUUCUACAGAGCAUCGCUGACGAGUUCGAGCCGGAGCUUUGUUUCACCAUUGUCUUCUAUGGGCGUCGGGGGAACCUUGACCUGGUUGCAGGCACGGCAGAAGAGGCUCAGUGCUGGAUCCAAGGGCUAGAGAAACUCAUCGAGACUGUGAGGAAUAUGGACCAGAAGGAAAUCCUCGAUCAAUGGAUUUGUGACUGGUUCCAAAAAGCCGACAAGAACCGAGAUGGGAGAAUGAAUUUUAAGGAGGUCCAGGAUCUUCUAAAAAUGAUGAACGUAGACAUGAACGAGCAGCACGCUUUUCGGCUGUUUCAGAUGGCUGACAAGUCGGAGUCCGGGACCCUGGAGGGUGACGAGUUUGUGCUAUUUUACAAAGCUCUGACCCAGCGAGAUGAGGUCCUUAAGAUAUUUCAGGACUUCUCAAAGGAUGGCAAGAAACUGACUCUGUUGGAGUUUGUGGACUUUCUGCGUCAGGAGCAGCAGGAGGUGGACAACACUGAGGAGUUUGCAAUGGAUCUUAUAGCCAGAUAUGAACCUUCAGAGACAGCAAAAAAGCUUCACGCUCUGAGCAUUGACGGCUUCCUGAUCUACUUGUGCUCUGCGGCGGGAUCCAUCUUCAACGUGAGCCAUCAACCUCCGUACCAGGACAUGACGCAGCCGCUGUGCCGUUAUUUCAUCUCGUCCUCCCACAACACCUACCUGAUAGAGGACCAGCUACUGGGGCAGAGCAGCGUGGAAGGUUAUAUCAGGGCAUUAAAAAGGGGCUGUCGGUGCGUCGAGGUGGACACCUGGGAUGGCCCCAAUGGAGAACCCAUUGUAUAUCACGGGCACACCUUUACCUCCAAAAUCUUCUUCAGAGAUGUUAUAUCAGCCAUCAACAAGUAUGCAUUCACGGUAUCCGACUACCCGGUCAUUCUGUCUUUGGAAAACCACUGCAGCGUGGAGCAGCAAGACGCUAUGGCGCAACACCUGAAAAGCAUUCUGGGAGAAAAGCUGGUGGUCAGCACUCUGGAUGGACGGAUUCCAGUGCAAUUACCCUCUCCUGAGGAAUUACGAGGAAAAAUCAUCAUAAAAGGCAAGAAGAUUGGGAGGUUGGAGGACAGUUUAGGUGAGCCCUCUGAAGAAUCUUACAUGGGAGAAAUCUCAGAGGAAGAAGAUGGUGGUGAUGUGGAUGAGGAGAACAUCCGCGGUGAAGAUAAAAAGAGAUCCAAGAAGUCCAAGGAUCGCCUCUCUCAGGAAUUAUCCGACUGCAUUAUCUACUGUAAAAGCGUCCCCUUCGAGAGCUUCAAGCAUUCUAGGAUCCAGUACAAGCUAUAUGAAAUGUCUUCCUUCACAGAGUAUAAAGCCCGGAAACUUGUGAAAGAACCAGGGAAUGAAUUUGUCCGACACAACGCCUGGCAACUGACGCGAGUUUACCCCACAGGUCUUCGGACAGACUCCUCAAAUUAUAACCCCCAAGACAUGUGGAAUGUGGGAUGUCAAAUGGUGGCCCUCAAUUUCCAGACAGCAGGAGUAGAGAUGGAUCUUAACGAUGGACUUUUCCAACAAAACGGACGUUGCGGUUAUGUUCUGAAACCUUUGUUUAUGAGACACGUAGAUACCAAUUUUAACCCUGAUCUGCCACAAGACACUGCAGGCUACUUUCCUGUCAACCUAUCCAUACAGGUGAUCAGCGCUCAGCAACUGCCCAAGGAUGAGAACAGUAAAGAGCGCUCCAUCAUAGAUCCUCUGGUUCGAGUGGAAAUAUUUGGGGUUCCCAUUGACCAAUCAAGGCAGGAGACCAAGUACAUAGAGAAUAAUGGAUUUAACCCCAUGUGGUACGAGACACUGCAAUUCAAGAUCCACAUCCCUGAACUGGCCCUCGUGAGGUUCGUGGUAGAAGACUACGACAAGACCACGAGGAACGAUUUCAUCGGACAGUAUACCCUCCCAUUCAAGAGCAUCAAGUCAGGUUACCGCCACAUCCACCUCCUUUCCAAGGACGGCACUAAAAUCCCACCAGCCUCGCUGUUUGUUUACAUCCGUAUAACAGACAGCGCAAAUCCAGUGCAGGACACGGAGGGUUAAUAGAUAUGGCCACCACUUGUAUGUCCAGUGACAGUCCUGAAGCUCGGCCUUACUGCUGUUCCGCUAUAUUUUGCACUCCCCCUCCCCCACAGAACGCUAUGUUGUAUAUACUUGUACAUGGUGUUAUUUUUUAUGUAUUUAAUGUACAGAGGUGUACUUGGUGCUAUUCUAUUGAAAAUGUUAUGUUGCUGAUUAACCUAUGAAGAUAGUGUUCCCGCUGUAACCCAAGCCAUGAGCUGGACCUCGGCGCUGCCCCCUGCAGCAUGAACGGUGUUAGCCAUCUUGCAAUAUGACCUCAAUUAAUAGGGUUGUUUGAUCUACAGAUUGUGGGGCCCCUGGGGUAUAGUCAAUGGCAGGGACCAAACAUGAUCAGAUGGGAUGGCCGGGGCGACCACAAAGUGAAUAGAUAUUUAUUUAUAAAUGACUGCAAAGGAUCUAUUGACUUCAAUCAGUGCUGGAGACACCCCACCACUUUAGCUUGCAGAGAGGGGUCCCAAUUAAAGGACCCC
Molecule: messenger RNA, 3032 nt
Organism: Bufo bufo (common toad)
Lineage: Eukaryota; Metazoa; Chordata; Amphibia; Anura; Bufonidae
Gene: PLCD4
Product: phospholipase C delta 4
Exons: 17
Coding region: 232-2523 (763 amino acids)
Biological process (GO): intracellular signal transduction; lipid metabolic process
Molecular function (GO): calcium ion binding; phosphatidylinositol-4,5-bisphosphate phospholipase C activity
Source: RefSeq, a predicted model, not a curated record